Mirounga angustirostris (Northern elephant seal) is the source of this 2328-nucleotide messenger RNA. RefSeq names its product dynein light chain Tctex-type 3 (gene DYNLT3). Gene Ontology annotation, molecular function: dynein intermediate chain binding. Bases 34 to 501 code for a protein of 155 amino acids. The transcript has 6 exons. The record is from RefSeq and is a predicted model, not a curated record. Lineage: Eukaryota; Metazoa; Chordata; Mammalia; Carnivora; Phocidae. Gene Ontology annotation, cellular component: cytoplasm; cytoplasmic dynein complex. Gene Ontology annotation, biological process: microtubule-based movement.
CGGAGCCUUCGUGGGGACCGCCCUGGUAUAUAAAUGGGGCGGGGCCUCCCCGGAGGCCAUUGCGCGGCCGCUGAGUUCGACCCGCCCGCCGCUCCGCCCCCCGGGAAAGUCGGUGCCACCAUGGAGGAGUACCACCGCCACUGCGACGAGGUUGGCUUCAGUGCUGAUGAAGCACACAACAUAGUUAAAGAGUGUAUAGAUGGGGUCUUGGGUGGUGAAGAUUAUAACCAGAACAACAUCAACCAAUGGACUGCAAGCAUAGUGGAACAAUCCUUGACACAUUUGGUUAAGUUGGGAAAAGCUUAUAAAUAUAUUGUGACCUGUGCAGUGGUCCAAAGGAGCGCCUAUGGCUUUCACACAGCCAGCUCAUGUUUUUGGGAUACUACAUCUGAUGAUUUCGAAAAGGCUAUCAACAGGAUUGCUUUGUACCUAGCAAUGAGUAUGCCUUCAGACAAAUAUGAAAUGGGAAGAUUUAACAGAUCGCAGGAAAUAAGAUAUUAAAACAGAUGAAAAAUGAACCUGUACUGUAAGAUGGGAGAACCGAACCAUGAACUGUAUUGUCAAUGUUUUCGCCAUUGCUAUUGUCCUGUGACCGACUAAAAAUGUGCGGCCAAAGCCAUUAACUUAAGAAUUUGUCAGUGUAUCCUUUCUAAAAAGAGUAGUAGUUACUAAUUAAUGUGUUAAUGACAAGUGUGCAAUAUGCUUCAAAAGCUACCAAUGAAAACUGAACAUUAUACAAGCAAUCUCAUAGUAAGUUGGCAGAUUAUCUCAUGUUCUAUCCGGCAUCAUUUAAAUAGGAAAAAUUUGUUGUUGGCAAAACACAAAAACAAAUACGGCAUGACAUGAAAAUAUAAUCUUAUAUUUUCACUAACAUGUACCUAAGAAGAUGGGGAAAUCCAUCCAGAUAAUAAAAUUCUCUUUCAUCCAGAGAAGUUAACAGGGAUAAAUAUAUGACCAAAAAAAAAAGAUGCAAAGAUAAAUGUGGAGAAAAUAAUAACUAGCUAACACUUCUUAGUUUUUCAUCUCCUCUCCUCACUUAGUUGUACAUAUCAUUUAGUAGAAAUGAAUUCUGUUCGUUUUUUUCCCUACCAACUAUUACUACGGUAGCAACCAUCAUUGACUUGUUUACUUUUUCUGAGAAUUGUCCAAACAGUUUUUUAAAUUUAAAAUUCUUGGAUUUACAUUUGAGAGCCAAAUAAAUCUGGGAACCUGAAUUCCCUAGUUCAGCAAAAUUCGGGACAGUGUCUGCUGAAAGGUACAUGACACUGACAGCUGACUCACAACUGGCUCAUUUCACAUAGAGCCAACAUUUAUGGAAUCCCUAUUAUAUGCAUAUUUCUCUCUUAGCAUUACAGUUAUCAAUGUACUGUGCAAAUGCUGAGUUACUUUUGGCACCUGUUCAGUUGGACAGCUAACAUGCUUGGGGAAGAAAGAAUUGUUUGACAAGAAGAAAAUGAAUCUGGUUAUCCAUGUAGAAAUAAGCAAAAUGAAAAGCACUUAUUGCUGACAGAGAAUUUUCGAUGUCAUUUUAAGCAUUGCUCCUAGCAAGUAAAAAAAUGCAAAGAAUAUGCAACUCUUAGUUAAAGGCCUUACUAAGCAGUGUGACUAUACAGAUAGUCAAUUUUGUCGUUGCUUUAGUUACAACCAUCUGUAAAUAAUUCAAAUACUUAUGACAUGGGGUUCAAAUUGAGUGGAGUCAAGUAUAAAUUAAAAGUAUACAAUCAUUAGCAGGUUAAUGAAUAUCUCAGGGCUUAUGAAAUGUAGUUAAAUUUAUUAAGAAAAUAGAAGAUGAAAAAUUAGGGUACACAGCUGGUCGCCAAACGCGAAGUCAAUCUGGUUACUUAGCCUGGAAAACAAAAUUAAUUUUGCAUAUUACCACUAACACUAAUAUACAUAGGGAGGGGAACCACGAUUCAUUGCAUUUUGAGGGGAAAGGCAGGCUUAGUAUUAGUACUGACAAUAUUAAGAUAGUGAUAGUAUUCUUGUAGGAAUACUAUGUGCAUGUUUGAUAUAUUGCUGAAUAAUUGUUCAAUGUUUAAGAAGAAUAUUAAGAAAAUACCAGGAUAAUUUCAUGGGGGUGAUCUACAUGUCUGGCACGUCAAAAAUUCUCACAGCCAUUACCUUUCUUUUACGUGGCGCUGUUGGCUUUUGUGCCUUGAAGAUUAUAUUAGUGACCAAAAUAUCUGUUCGGUUAAGGCUUGCUUUUGAUUAUUGUUAUUGAAGCCUGAUUUUAAAGGAAUAAUAAUCAAAUAUACCUCGUGAACUUGCUAUCUGCUCUGUUUUUAUUUAAAAUACAAUAAAGAUUAGCUUCCUGCGCUGUGCUUUUCA